CACCAAAACAUUCAUUCAUGGACUCCAUAGAGAGAGAGAAACGGCCUCUCUGCGCAUUGCGGAGUUUGGGCCAAUUGCUUGUUCUUUCGAUUUCACUCUCGACCCUUAUUGGCUCUUGCAUUGAUUAUAUCUCUGCUUCUCUUUUUGUCCCCUCUCGUUUUCGCUUAUUUUCCGGGCCAUGAAUCGAUCGGAUUUUAAUUUUUUUCAACGAUCAUCAUCGUCCCACCAUUUGUCGAUGGUACCUUUGAAAUUUAUCUAGAUGUCGAAUUCUGGAUAAGAGUAGAGCUCUUUAUUUUCCCUUUGGUGCUUCUUUUCCAUCUUGGGGGGUAUGGAGCACCUUCCUGUUGAAGUUAUAGGGAACAUACUAUCUAGGCUUAAGGCUGCCCGAGAUGUUGUUAUUGCAUCUACUACUUGCAAGAAAUGGCGUGAGGCUUGGCGUACUCACCUCCAUACCCUUUCAUUCAACUGUAACGACUGGGCUGGCUACCGUGAUCUAAACACAAGUGGGUUGGAAAUUCUAAUUACUCAAACAAUUUUCCAAACAACUGGGCUACAGAAUUUGUCGAUUUUCAUGGGUGAUACAGAUGAGUUCUCGGCUGCUCCUGUGAUUGCUUGGCUUAUGUAUACUAGGGAAACUCUGCGAGAGUUGUAUUAUAAUGUGAGGACUACCCCGAAUAUUAAUAUAAUUGAGAAAUGCGGUAGGCAUAAGCUGGAAGUCUUGGCAUUAGCGCAUAAUUCUAUAUCCGGUGUUGAACCCAGUUAUCAGAAAUUUCCUUGCUUGAAAUCACUUGCAUUGAGUUUUGUUAGUAUCUCAGCCUUGGAUUUGAGUCUUCUGUUGUCUGCUUGUCAAAAAAUUGAGACCUUAACUCUUAUUAAUCCAGAUAUUGCCAUGUCUGAUGCACAGGCAACUAUGGAACUGGGUAGUUCCUCUUUAAAGGAUAUCUAUGUUGAAUCAAUUAGUUUGGACAAGUUUAUAUUGGAAGCUGAUAGUCUUGAAAAGUUGCAUUUAAAAGAUUGCACUCUUGAGCUUUUCGAACUUAUUGGUAAAGGGUCUUUGAGGGUUUUGAAGAUCGACGAUGUUAGUGUCCUCCAACUUGAGAUUGGUGAGAGCACAUCAAAUCUUGAGGUUGUUGAUGUAAGAAACUUCACUAUAACAGGGCCAAAGUUCUACAAUAUGAUCUCAAGAUCAUCAAAGUUGACUAGGCUUCGUCUCUGGGGAGUGGUGUUUGAUGAUGAAGAUGAGGUUGUGGAUUUGGACACUAUGCCGGUUUGCUUUCCUCAGUUAACGUACCUUUCAUUAAACUAUGAUUUAAGAGAUGAGGUACUUCAUUAUGGCUUGCAUGGAUCCUAUCAGUUUAACAAUGUCAGUGUGUUAGAAUUGGGGUGGUCGGUAAUCAAUGAUUUCUUUACAGACUGGGUGGCAGGGCUUCUAGCUAGGUGCCCUAAUUUGAGGAAGUUGGUUAUUUAUGGACUUGUUUCAGAGGUUAAGACUCAUGUCGAGUGCCAGAUGCUAGCCAACUUCACAUCAGCUAUUGUUCGACUCAUGAGAAAGUAUACGCAGAUAGAAGUCCAGUUUGAAUAUGAAUAGAAGUUGCCAUUAAGAGAUCUGAGAAAUUUUUCCUCUGCUAUACACACAUUAGGAGUUUUAAGCAAAUUGUGAACGUACCAUUCUUUCUGUGUAAGUGAUGAGGUUUUUUUGUUUUCUGCUGUAAAAUAGAUCUUCUUGAACAUCUUUCAUCUGCUAGGAAUCUUCUAUUCUUUUGGUAUUCUGUUUUGUUGUGCAUACCAAAAACUGAGGGUUGUUCAUGAGAAAGAAUUGAGAGAACUCAUGCCUGUUCAUGAACUCAGCUUAGACUCUAGGAAAAAAAAGAAGAGGGUUUUUACAAGCACUCCUGGAAGCUAUAGUUAGUUCUUUAUCUUCAUUAAAUGUUUUUAGCGUAGUUCUUAAUCUUCUUUAUACUGUUCUUACCAA
Molecule: messenger RNA, 1972 nt
Organism: Jatropha curcas
Lineage: Eukaryota; Viridiplantae; Streptophyta; Magnoliopsida; Malpighiales; Euphorbiaceae
Product: F-box/RNI-like superfamily protein
Molecular function (GO): protein binding
Source: RefSeq, a predicted model, not a curated record